Pocillopora damicornis (cauliflower coral) is the source of this 2590-nucleotide messenger RNA. Its product is annotated as potassium voltage-gated channel subfamily A member 1. Gene Ontology annotation, biological process: action potential; protein homooligomerization; potassium ion transmembrane transport. Lineage: Eukaryota; Metazoa; Cnidaria; Anthozoa; Scleractinia; Pocilloporidae. Gene Ontology annotation, molecular function: delayed rectifier potassium channel activity. The record is from RefSeq and is a predicted model, not a curated record. Gene Ontology annotation, cellular component: voltage-gated potassium channel complex; membrane.
AACGUAUCAUCUGUCUUCUUAUUUCACACUGAACAUUUUCUUUCGUCUGUCGUUUAUUAACCCAUAUUAUCACGUGCGGUUUGGUUACUUUGGAAUAGCAACUGGUUUCAGUGAGCACCUCCUAGAUGUGUAGGACAGAAGAACAUAUCUUGGGUAUUAAGAAAGCAGAUUUUAAUUACUCAAAGAAAGAUUAGUCACCACAAGUGGAUCGAGUUGAAUGCUCGUUUGAUGCAAGGAUGUUGUCAUGCUGGCGUAUUCUUGUGAAUUUGUAGAUAGGGUACGGCGAUUGAAACAUUUAAACACCAAGAAACUUUGCUCAAACUGAAAGAUCCAGUGGUGAAUCAAGAAAAUAUUCUCACGAUAUAAAUAGAUUGUUUGAUCAUCUAUUUUUUUUUGUCGCGCAGCUUUGACUUGCGAAAACAUCAGGAUAUGUGAGUUCAUUCUGUAUGGAGUGCCUAUUGUUUGCCCGUAGCUAGUAAAGCGACCUCGAAAUUUCACAGUACGUGCAAGACUUUAAGUGAAAUUGAUGGUUCCUGACAAGCAUGUCAUCGAGUCCCGUUUGGAAAAUGCGAGUUAAGUAUGAGCCAGUGUCUGGGAACGCCGAUGAAUUAAUUACCGAAAAAGGAAAUCGUCAAAGUUCAAGCUUAAGUGAUGAUACAUCCAUUUCAUCAGCCACAGCUCUGACAGAUUAUGAACCAAUUUUAGCAAAGAACCAAGCAAGACGUGCAGCUAACAACAAUUUUGAAGACAAUGUCCCCACUAGUGGACCACAGAGAAAACUGAAGAAAAUAUCCCGAGGUGUUUUUGGCAAUACUCGAAUUACUAUAAAUAUCUCCGGAUCAAGGUUUGAAACCUUCGAAAGCACGCUCGCAAGGGUUCCUGAUUCAUUGUUGGGAACGCCAUCAAAAAGGGCGCCGUAUUAUGACUCGACAAAGAACGAAUUUUACUUCAGCACAGACCGUGGUGUAUUUGACAGUAUCUUAUUCUAUUACCAAUCUGGCGGAAAUACCGGUGGGAUUCUUGUGAAACCGGAUGGGAUACCAGACGGAAAAUUUCUCGAGGAGGUCAAGUUUUUUGAAUUGGGAGAGGACGCCGAAAGAAAACUGGGAUAUAACGUGAAAAGUAGAGACAUUUCAGUGGAAUCAUUGCCCAGAAGAGAGUGUUCUUCAAAAAUAAGACAGCUGUUCGAUUCAAGCAAGACGAAAAAAGCAUCCCCUUUGCGUAAAGUUGUAGACAUUUGGACCAUAUUCAUAACAAUCUUUUUCAUCACUUUACUUUGUGGCAAAACAGAAUACUAUCUCAGAGAAGCUUUUGUUUUGGACCAAUGUUGUGACCAGAACAAAACAGACACUUUAUUCCGGCGACGUGAAAUCAAACUUUUCUGGUCGUUCAGCGAAAAAUUUUGCAUUUCGUGGUUUACGCUGGAGUACGCUCUUCGAGCAUUCAGUGCAACAAGUAGGGUGGCUUACUUGAUUUCAGCUCAGGGUAUUUUUGAUAUGUUAUCUUUCUUCCCUCACCUAAUGAUGCUCAUAAUCCAAGCUUUAGCGUCAGAAACCUCAACAAUUCCUUUGCAACGCGUGCUUCUGUUCCUCACGUUCUUUUCACUUUUCAAGCUGACUCGCUACUCGUUAGGCUUACAAGUGUUCUUGAAAACAAUUCAGACAAGCCUUAAAGAACUAAUGCUGUUGUUAAUUUGCGUGGUAAUCAGCCUGGUACUGUUUUCAUCAGUGAUUUAUUACUGUGAAAGUACUGUCCCAGCUACUAAUUUCACAAGUAUCCCCGCCACAUUUUGGUUUACCAUCGUUACUAUGACUACGGUGGGAUACGGUGACAUAACGCCAGUCACAGUGGCGGGAAAAGUUUUCAGUGCGCUGUGUGCAGUAUUCGGAGUUUGUUGUGUCCUGGCGAUACCAUCAACAGUCAUUGUCACAAAUUUCAACUUCUUUUAUCUGAAACACAAGGAAAUUGCAAAGCCAGAGAAACAGAAACGGCCGAAGAGUAGGAUGACCGCUCUGCAAAAAUGGGUGACCCGGUUUCGAAGCGUAUCAAUGUAAGAGACUUUCUCGAGAAAACUUUGAUGGGAGAGAACGGUCAACUAAAGAAAGAGAAUUAUGCAGAUUUUCUGGCCCGAGACAAAUUUGGAUUAAGGCUUUGAUAGAGUUUACUGAUGUUUCGUAUGAAUCUGUUGGCGUUCCUCACAAAUGCAACAAUCUGUUUGGCUAUGCGAAUUACCAUAUAUUAUGUCACGGUUAUAGAUACUGAGUAUACUAAGAAGCCUUAAUAGUGUGCAGCUAUAAACAAAAUGAGAUAAAAACAUGAGCCUAUGUUGUUGUUAGGCUUUGAAGUACUGCUGGAUUUGUAUUAAUCCAAUUAGAUUAUUCUUUCUCGAUAUCUGUGCGUAAUAUCUGAUUCAAGCUUCGCCCUUGUUAAAUUUAUCGCGCAAUAGAAAUGUUUAAACCGAAACAGUUGUGUAUGAAAUAUGAAAAAAGCUUUUCUUGAUCUUCAAGACAUACUCUAUACCAGCCAUAGGAUAAAACGUAGGUUGCUAACAACGUCUAGGGACUAGUCAUUGUUUGUCGUGGUCGAGGUG